AUGACUGAUUCCACCAAGCCUCAUUUCUUCCUCCCUACCAUUCAUGACAGUGAAGGUGGCUGGGGUCCUGCCAUUGAUGUGAUUCCUGAGCAAUUCCAAGAUAUCCCUUAUGCUCCCUACAGCAAGGCUGAUAAAUUAGGUCGUGUUGCUGACUGGUCCAAUCCUGAUGGCCAAAAGCAAGAUAACAGAGAGGUUCAAGGUCGCCAAAGAACUGGAUUUAACCGUUUCAACAGAGAUCAACACCAAGCUUACGGUGCUUCUUUUGCUUCUGCAUUCGCUUACACCCACAACGAAGACGAGUCAUCCUUCUCUGUUGUCGAUAAUAGAUCUGCAGGUACCAAGAAGCAAGCCAUGAAGGCAGUGGGUGGCGGUAAUGUUCGCAGCAGCCGUGUUCAAGCCAGCAACAAGCAAGGCGGAUAUCGCACUGUCGGUCAACGUCCCAGCGGAGGACGUUAUCAACAACAAAACAGCAGACGUAGAUAUGGUUACAAGGAUUACGAUAAACCUCAACGUGUUCGCAAUGCUUCCAUCAACAUUGGUGCCGAUUGGAAGGUGUUGGAUGAAAUUGAAUUCAGCCGUUUGAGCAAGUUGAACUUUGCUAUCCCUGAAGCUACCGAUAUUGCCACCUAUGGUUCAGUCAACGUCUACAACAAAGCCUAUGAUCGUGUAAACACCAAGAACGAAAAGAUGCUUGCACACAUUGACCGUAUCAAAUACGAUACUACUACAUCUGAAGAUCCCAUCAUCCAACAAUACAUCCAAGAGAACAAGGCUACUGUCUUUGCCACUGACGCUGUUCUUUCUCUCUUGAUGUGUGCUACUCGUACCGUCUAUCCCUGGGACAUUGUCGUCAAGAAGACUGCUGAUGGUAAGGUGAUCUUGGAUAAGCGCCCUGGCGGUGUCUUUGAUUUCGUUACUGUCAAUGAAAACUCUUACGAUCCUCCUGCUGAAAGCGACAAGGAUACCAUCAACUCCUGGUCUGCUCUUUGUAACGAAGCUACUUAUAUCAACCAAAACUUCUCUCGCCAAGUGCUCGAGAAGGAUGCAUUGAAGUUUGAAAACCCCAACCCCUUUGCUACAGCUGACACUGAAGCCGAAUUGGCUUCUUGUGGUUACCGUUACAGAGAAUUUGAUUUAAGCAAUGCUGAUGCUGGUGAGGAGGACGAUAAGAUUCAAAUGAUUGUUCGUACAGAAGUGGAUGCUGCUGUCAAGACUGCCAAUGGUACCAACUAUGUCACUGUUCGCGCUCUGAACGAAUUUGAUCCCACUGCUCAAGGCGCUGGUGGUGCUCUGCCUUGGAAGAAGAGUCUGGAUUCCCAACGUGGUGCUGUUGUUGCUACUGAAAUGAGAAACAAUGCUGCCAAGUUGGCUCGUUGGGCUGUUCAAGCUCUUUUGGCUGAUGCCGAACAACUCAAGUUGGGUUAUGUUGCUCGUUACAACCCCAAGGAAAACUCACGCCAUGUCAUUUUGGGUACUCAAGCUUACAAGCCUCGCGAUUUUGCCUCUCAAAUGAACUUGUCCUUGACCAAUGGUUGGGGUAUUGUCAAGGCUGUUGUGGAUAUGUGCUUGCAAUUGCCCGAAGGCACUUAUAUCAUGAUGAAGGAUCCCAACAGACCCAUUCUUCGUGUUUACGCUGUUCCCUCUGAAGAGGAUUUGGAGGCUGACUAUGAGGAUGAUGAAGAGGAGGAGGAGGAUCAAAAAUAA
Mucor velutinosus is the source of this 1704-nucleotide messenger RNA. RefSeq lists its product as uncharacterized. Gene Ontology annotation, cellular component: eukaryotic translation initiation factor 3 complex; cytoplasm. The record is from RefSeq and is a predicted model, not a curated record. The coding region runs from base 1 to 1704 and encodes 567 amino acids. Gene Ontology annotation, molecular function: translation initiation factor activity. The transcript is spliced from 2 exons. Gene Ontology annotation, biological process: translational initiation. Lineage: Eukaryota; Fungi; Mucoromycota; Mucoromycetes; Mucorales; Mucoraceae.